GUAUGGAAGCAUGGUCUACACCAAUGCUUUCUAUCUAUCUAUCUUCCCUCCCCAUGUGAAAAGAUAUAUCUACCCUUAAUUUCUCAUGCUUCCCAGGAAAUCAUAGGAAUCACUGGUUAUGAAAGUCCGGUUUUGCCACGACCCAUACUAGGCCCGUUCAUCUGAAGUUCACAGAUCAAAGUAUUUUCCUUGCCUUCGCAAACACGGGAGCAUUUUAAAACCUUAUACAAGGAAGAAGGAAAACCCAAGUAGCAGUGGAGUUCAUUACUCGGUCACAGCGCCUAGAGCCCUAAACGAUUAGUUUCAACGGGCUGACCUCAUCAUCUAACGAAUUCCCUAUAUUUUUGACUGUUGCGUUCCUUGACUUUAAAAGAUGGAGGCGGAAGAUGCUCGUCGCAAGGCUGCAAUUGCUGAAUACCGUAAAAAGCUUUUACAGCACAAGGAGCUUGAUUCCAGAGUUAGAGGAGUUAGGGAGAAUCUACGAAAUUCAAAGAAGGAUUUUGCUAAAACUGAAGAUGAUCUGAAGUCUCUUCAAAGUGUUGGACAGAUAAUAGGGGAAGUUCUGAGGCCUCUUGACAAUGAGCGCUUGAUAGUUAAAGCAAGCAGUGGUCCAAGAUAUGUUGUCGGGUGUCGCAGUAAAGUAGAUAAGGAGAAGCUGACUGCUGGGACCAGAGUAGUUCUUGAUAUGACCACACUCACUAUCAUGCGGGCCCUUCCUCGUGAAGUUGAUCCAGUUGUUUACAACAUGCUUCAUGAAGAUCCUGGUAAUGUUAGCUACUCUGCUGUGGGUGGAUUGUCUGAUCAGAUCCGGGAACUCAGGGAGUCUAUUGAGCUCCCUCUUAUGAAUCCCGAACUCUUCCUUAGAGUAGGGAUUAAACCCCCCAAGGGUGUUCUUCUCUAUGGACCUCCGGGAACAGGCAAGACACUGUUGGCAAGAGCCAUUGCCAGUAAUAUAGAUGCCAAUUUCCUUAAGGUUGUAUCAAGUGCUAUAAUUGAUAAAUAUAUAGGCGAGAGUGCAAGAUUGAUAAGGGAGAUGUUUGGCUAUGCACGUGAUCACCAACCUUGCAUCAUCUUUAUGGAUGAAAUUGAUGCCAUUGGUGGCCGCCGAUUUAGUGAGGGUACAAGUGCAGAUCGUGAGAUACAAAGGACACUGAUGGAGCUUCUUAAUCAGCUUGAUGGGUUUGAUCAGCUUGGGAAGGUUAAAAUGAUUAUGGCAACAAACAGACCUGAUGUACUGGAUCCUGCACUUCUCCGCCCAGGACGUCUAGACAGGAAAAUUGAGAUUCCAUUGCCUAAUGAGCAAUCACGAAUGGAAAUCCUAAAAAUCCACGCUGCUGGAAUUGCAAAACAUGGUGAGAUCGACUAUGAGGCUGUAGUAAAACUUGCAGAGGGUUUCAAUGGGGCUGAUCUUCGGAAUGUCUGCACUGAAGCGGGGAUGUCUGCAAUUCGUGCUGAACGUGAUUACGUUAUCCAUGAAGAUUUUAUGAAGGCUGUGCGGAAGCUGAAUGAAGCAAAGAAGCUUGAAUCAAGUGCUCACUACAAUGCAGACUUUGGGAAGGAUUGAGUGGAACGUGCAUGCUCUCAAUUGGUAAAAGCCAGGAAUGCUGGGGCAUUGCAUGUUCUCUCUUAUGCUGCGGUCCCUAUCCUCCUUCGAAAACUCCAUACUUGCAAAAGGGUAGUUAUCCAUGUAACAAAGGAAUAUAAUGUUUCCAAAAAUCACAAUAAGAUUAUGAAUCAUCUAUUUUUUAAUCUAUGUUGUAUGUCCCGCUCAUAGUUGGGAGAAUGCACAAUAUUUUCUAGAGUACUAAUACACAUGCAUACCAAUACAAGGAGUAUUUGUUUGAAUUA
Macadamia integrifolia is the source of this 1848-nucleotide messenger RNA. RefSeq names its product 26S proteasome regulatory subunit 10B homolog A. The record is from RefSeq and is a predicted model, not a curated record. Gene Ontology annotation, cellular component: cytosolic proteasome complex; proteasome regulatory particle, base subcomplex. The transcript is spliced from 11 exons. NCBI's taxonomy places the organism in Eukaryota, Viridiplantae, Streptophyta, Magnoliopsida, Proteales, Proteaceae. Gene Ontology annotation, biological process: positive regulation of RNA polymerase II transcription preinitiation complex assembly. Bases 374 to 1564 code for a protein of 396 amino acids. Gene Ontology annotation, molecular function: ATP hydrolysis activity; ATP binding; proteasome-activating activity.